Closterium sp. NIES-65 is the source of this 882-nucleotide messenger RNA. The record is from the annotation of a GenBank genome assembly. Lineage: Eukaryota; Viridiplantae; Streptophyta; Zygnematophyceae; Desmidiales; Closteriaceae.
AUGGAGAGUCUGUUGUCGCCGGCGUAUCAGUCGGCGUCGGAGUCCAUCGAUGCGUCGCCUUCGUACACUCCGAAUGCUCAGUGGACCGGCAGCCUGGGGAAGAAACCAGGGCCACCUAAUAGCUCCAGCAGGACCAAGGGAAUCGCUGAUCUGGAGAGAGAGAUGGAGGAGCUCCGAGCGAGUUACCAACAGGUGUGCGAAGAGAGGGAUGCGUUGGAAGACCUUCUACUGCAGGAGCAGCUCAAGAACCGAACGCCAGCGGACAAGCAGUUAGAGGAGGCCAAGGCACAUGCAGCAGCGCUGGAGCUUGAGCUAAGAUCCAUGGCUGCUAGAUGCGAGGAAUGGAAGCGCCGGGCAGCGCAGCGGGCAGCUGAAAUGAAUCCAGCCAUGGUGCAGGCACUACUGGAGGAGCGGCUGGAAGAUUUGGACGAGUCAGGGACGAUCAAGAUACAGAUGGAGGUGGCUCGCCUGCGGGACGAGCUGGCCAAAUCCGAGGUGCUUCGCUUUGAGCUCUUCCGCAGCACACAAGAGGGAGCAGCGACGAACAGCAAGUGGGAGGCAGAGGAGGAGGGGCUGAAGCAGCAGAUGGAGGAAGUGGAUGCAGGCAGGGAGAUCAACAGUAAGAGCAUCGAUGAGAUCCCAGAGAGCACCGUGUGGAGAGAAGCCAACAGCAUGGAAGAAGCGGAGGAUUUGAUGCAGGAGCUGCUGGAGAUGGGGCAGGCGUCUCUGAGCCAGCAGGACGUGGAGCGACUGUCAGAAGCAGUGGAGUCUGCAGAGCGCAGAGCAGUGGAGGCUGAGAGGAGGGCUGCGCAGGCAGAGAAGGAAGCUUCAGAGAAGGCGAUGCAAAUAAGGGUGCUGGAGGCGAAGCUAACAGCACUGCUG